AUGGCUCUUUCUUUUAAGGCCACUAUGAUGGCUGAGGAGCUGAAGAAGGAACAGGACACCAGUGCCCAUCUGGAGAGGACGAAGAAGAACCUAGAGGUGACUGUCAAAGACUUACAGUACCGUCUGGAUGAGGCUGAGAAUCUGGCCAUGAAGGGUGGAAAGAAACAGCUCCAGAAACUGGAUGGACUAACUUUAUUAAAGGUACGUGAGUUGGAGGCUGAAGUUGAAGCUGAACAGAGACGUGGUGCUGACGCUGUUAAAGGUGUGCGCAAGUAUGAGAGAAGAGUGAAGGAGCUUACUUACCAGACAGAGGAAGACAAGAAGAAUGUGACCCGACUGCAGGAUCUGGUCCAGCUGAAAGUGAAGGCCUACAAGCGUCAGGCUGAGGAAGCUGAGGAGCAGGCCAACACUCACCUGUCCAGGUACAGGAAGGUGCAGCAUGAACUGGAAGAGGCUUAGGAGCGUGCUGACAUUGCUGAGUCUCAGGUCAACAAGCUGAGAGCCAAGAGCCUUGAUGCUGGGAAGGGCAAGGAAGCAACUGAGUAA
Molecule: messenger RNA, 546 nt
Organism: Ctenopharyngodon idella (grass carp)
Lineage: Eukaryota; Metazoa; Chordata; Actinopteri; Cypriniformes; Xenocyprididae
Gene: myh9b
Product: myosin-7
Exons: 5
Biological process (GO): actomyosin structure organization; peptidyl-threonine phosphorylation
Cellular component (GO): cytoskeleton; cytoplasm; myosin complex
Molecular function (GO): protein serine/threonine kinase activity
Source: RefSeq, a predicted model, not a curated record